UUGAAGGCAGCUGUGAAGCAGAAGCAGCCUAAAGGGGGGCAGAUAGCAAGUCCCAAGGCAAGAAAAACCCCAAAAGUCUAGGGGAGUGGAAGAAGAGUAAGUCCAAAGAAGAUCUGGUUAAAGGAAGGGCAGGAACCCAGGAAAAGGUCCUGUUAAGUGAAGUUAAGAGUGAGGGGCAGAAAGAAAGGCUCCAAUCUUCAGAUUUAAAGUGAGCUUGCAAAAAGCAAGAAGGUUCAAAGAGACAACCGAAGUGCAACACCCCAAGUGCUUCACAAGAGCGUUAGCAAACAAGACUUGACACCGCGCCAAGAAGUGCAGGUGGCCAAAGAGGAAAGAAUCAAGGAGGCUCCCAAGGAGGAAGAGAGAGGUAAUUGUUAGGUCCAGCAGUUCCUGAGUUGAGAGGGUCAGGAGACAUUGAAGGAGGUAACAAGACCCCCAAUGGAGCCAGUGCGCAAAGCCUUGCCCGUUGCUAGGCAACAGAUCUCCACGGUUACAUCUCCGCUGAGAGCAGCCCAUCGCAUUCGCCACAAGUACCUCAUUAUGAAAAGGAGGCAUAUUAGCACGGAGCACAGUGAGCCUACAGGUGCGGAGGGACCAGGGAGCAGGGGGACUGGCCGGUAUCCAUCCUCCAAGGGGCAGGAGCCCUCAGAGCGUACCUCCAAAUACAGAACUAAGACAGCUGAAUACUUCACCUUCGAGAAAGUCCCCGUGAAAACAAUGAAGAAACGACGCUCCAGUAAACGGCGCAAAGUGCUGUACCCAAGUGACACCAAGAGAUACUUGCCCGAGGAGAAGAAAAGCAAGGCCAAAAACUGCCUCUUCCUCCUAAGUCUUAUUGUUUUCUUUCAGAUAUACAACGCUAUUGAGAACCUGGAUGAUAAUGUGCUAAAAUAUGACUUGACAGGGCUGGAGAAAAUGCUCAAGAGAGAGGUUUUUGGGCAAUUGGUUGCUAUCGACAGUCUGAUGGAUUUACUAAAUGACUAUCUGGCCACCCACAUUCACAAUAAGCCGCUGGUCCUAUCCCUCAAUGGCCCAAUCGGCGUUGGCAAGAGCCUGGUCGGGAGACUGCUCGCCAAGCAUUUCCGCUCAGUGCUCAGUGACCAUCUGGUUUACCAGUAUUUUGUGCUGCACCACUGCCCAGGAGAGGACAACGUCACCAGUUGCCUGCAGGAGCUGGCAGGGAACAUCACUGACACAGUCAGUAGGGCAGAGGCGGAGGAGAAGAUCCCGCUGCUCAUCUUCGAUGAGGUGGAGUUCAUGCAACCAGCCCUGCUGGACUUCCUCCAGAGCUACUUUCACCCCAACCAACCCAAUGAGUUUCUGAAUGCCGUGUACGUCUUGAUCAGCAGCUAUGGACAGGGGGAGAUAACAAAGUUUGUUCUCCAGAAUGCCUCCAGUGGUAUGAUGAGGCAGACAGCAAAAUCAGAAGAGCUUCUUUUCAUUGUCCAAUCCUUGUUGACCCAUUCGCACCCAAUCUGGAAGCAUGCAGAUAUUGUGCCAUUCACCUUACUAGAGAGGACCCACAUAGAGAACUGCUUCCUCGAACAGAUGAUGAGAGAAGGUUUCUACCCAGACAAUGGCCAGCUGGAUGAGCUGUCCAGGGAGCUGAACUAUUACUCUGUGGGGAAACACCAGUACUCUGUUCAUGGCUGCAAGUACGUUGGCUCCAAAGUAAACUUGUUGCAUUGAGUGGUUGUGCUCAGAUUCUCGCAUUAUGCACCAAGCCAACAACAACAUGAGGUUUGGCUGGGUUCACUGAAUGACACACCUCACAUCACGGGGUCACCACCUUCACUAAUAAUUCAGGAGCAGCAGAGCUAAUCAACAAAUGUCCAGAAACAGUAUGCUAUUCACUGGUGACCCGAGUAUCUGUCUUCACCAGUGUGAUUGACCAACUCAUCAGGUGAAGUGUUGAACCAGGGAGGUG
Molecule: messenger RNA, 1927 nt
Organism: Carcharodon carcharias (great white shark)
Lineage: Eukaryota; Metazoa; Chordata; Chondrichthyes; Lamniformes; Lamnidae
Gene: tor4aa
Product: torsin family 4, member Aa
Exons: 3
Coding region: 439-1689 (416 amino acids)
Cellular component (GO): endoplasmic reticulum lumen; nuclear envelope
Molecular function (GO): ATP hydrolysis activity; ATP binding
Source: RefSeq, a predicted model, not a curated record